Nilaparvata lugens (brown planthopper) is the source of this 1046-nucleotide messenger RNA. Its product is annotated as keratin-associated protein 19-2-like. Bases 108 to 662 code for a protein of 184 amino acids. Lineage: Eukaryota; Metazoa; Arthropoda; Insecta; Hemiptera; Delphacidae. The transcript is spliced from 3 exons. The record is from RefSeq and is a predicted model, not a curated record.
UGUGGUGAGGAUUUACUGGAGCCUUUCUCUCCUAUAAAAACACGGAUUCACCAGACAGCUGACAUCAGUAGCAUCUGUUCUGCAUCAGUGGAAUAUCCUACAACAUCAUGUACUCUGUUAAAGUUCUGAUUUCGCUAGCUGUUGUGGCAGCAUGCCUAGCUGAGGAAUCAACCAGUGCAUCAGGCGAGAGGGUCAAGAAAGGAAUCUAUGGGGGAGGAGUUGGAGGAUAUGGAGGUUAUGGAGGCGCAGGUUAUGGAGGUUAUGGAGCCGGUUAUCCAGGAGUAGGUUAUGGAGGAUACGGAGCAGGCUAUGGAGGAUACGGAGCAGGUUAUGGAGGAUACGGAGCUGGUUAUGGAGGUUACGGAGGUUAUGGCAGAGGAUACGGAGGCUAUGGAGCUGCAGGUUAUGGAGGUUAUGGAGCUGCAGGUUAUGGAGGUUAUGGAGCUGCAGGUUAUGGAGGAUACCCAGGCUACAGCGGUUAUGGAGGUUAUAGCGGAGCCGGUCUAGGUUAUGGAGGUUACGGAGGAUACGCCGGAGGUCUUGGAGGUUAUGGAGGUUACGCUGGAGGUCUUGGAGGUUAUGGAGGUUAUAGCGGCGCCGGUCUGGGUUAUGGAGGUUAUGGAGGCUACGCGGGAGCAGGUUACAAGGCUGGAAAAUGGUGAGGAAGAUAUUUCAGGAGAGAAACCAAUUAAUUUCAGGAAGAUAUUUAAAGUUGAAAAGUAAUUGAAAAAAGAUGUGUUCAAGCUAUUGUGAUUCUGUAGAGAGGAAUAUAUCCAAAUAAUUAUUCAAAUCUUUAAAAAUAUCUCCAUUCAAAGAUAAAAAAUGGAAUAAGAUUUGUAUGAAUAUUAUUGACAACAGUAAAUCACAUAAGGAAUAAUUAAUGGAUUAUUUCCAAUUUUGAGAACGAAUAUUUGAAUAUGAAUCAAUGAGUAGGUGGAGAAUGAUAUAACAGUGCAAUUAAAUACUGUGUUGUACACAUUGUAUAGAUCUAUCAAACUGUAAAAUUUGUAUGAUUUCACCAUGUGAAUAAAACUUUUUAUGAUAAA